AAAAAGCCCUAAUUCUAAUUUUGAAUAAUUGAAUUACCCAACCAGUCCAGACCUCCGCCGUCGUCGACCCCGCGCGACUCCACUCUCAUCCAGACCCCUGGUCCCGCCGUCCCGCAGCCUGUCUCGUUCAGAAUCAGCUCGGAUCCGCUCCCCUCCGAGCCUCCGACCCCGUAACAGAGCCACCUCAUCUCCAGUCGCGCCACCUCCGAUCUCCGGCACUCCACGACUCAGGCAGUCUUGACUCUUAAGGAUUUGAAUUCUGGAAUAUUAUAUGUGUAGCCGUCACCGCUGUAACUCUAUAUCUACCCUUUGAGUAUGGAUGAAAUGGAAAAUGUAUAUGAGCAUCUCUUAGUUGCUUCUGACUCUUCGACAUUAAAAGAAUCACUCGAGUGUCUCAUUGAAACUGCAAAAACUUCUGAUGGCCGGUUAGACCUUGCUUGCAAGCGUAUUGUUGUACUAGUCCUCAGGCUCUGCCAAUCUCCACUUCAACUUUCUGUUGAAGACCUUUUCUUAUCGAUAAAGCUACUUAGGAACUUGUGUGCUGGUGAAAUUAAUAACCAGGAUCUAUUUAUUCAACUAAAUGGUGUUGUUAUUAUCUCGACUCUCAUCAAUUCUAUGGGGUUUGUUUGCGGUUCUGAUAAUAGAACACUUCAUAUGAUAUUGCAACUCUUGGGAAAUGUUUCAUUAGCUGGUGAACAACAUCGCAAUGUUGUAUGGCGCCAAUUUUUCCCCCUUGUAUUUCUUGAUAUUGCUAGAGUUCAAAACAAGGAAACAUGUGAUACUUUGUCCAUGGUUAUCUAUACAUGUGUCAAGGGUAGCAGUGAACGAGCCGUAAAAUUUCUUGGAGAUGCAGGACUGGAUAUCAUAGUCGAAAUUAUACGGACUGUUACAAUAGUUGGAUAUAGGGAACACUGGGUGAAAUUGCUUCUCUUCAAAAUAUGUUUUGAAGACUCUUAUUUUUCACCGAUUUUCUCCAAGUUAUCUCCGGUUGCUGAAGCUGAGAACUCUGAUACGAAUGUAGGUAAAAACAAUAGUUUUGGAGCUGAACAAGCAUUGUUACUGAGUAUUCUUUCAGAAAUUCUAAAUGAGGAACUUGGAGAUAUUGUUGUUUCUAAUGAUUUUUCAUUGUUCCUAUUCGGGAUAUUGAGAAAUGUUGUUGGGGUUGUUGACUUUAGCACUAGAGGAAAAUCACCUCUCCCAACUGGUUCAGCUGAUGUUGACGUCAUGGGCUACUCCAUGUCCUUAUUAAGAGAUAUUAGCGCAUGCCAAGGUCCAAAUGUUGAGAACCAGGAUGAAGAAGGUGAUGCUGUAGAUAUGUUGGUCUCAGCUGGGCUAAUUAAGUUUCUAAUUAGAUUACUCCGCGACCUAGAGCCUCCAGCAAUCAUUAGGAAAGCAGUGGUCCACAACAAUAAUGAAAACGACUCAACUUCACAACCUUUAAAGUAUCAGUGCCCUUACAGAGGUUUCCGCAGAGAUGUAGUUGCCAUCAUCGGAAAUUGUAGCUACCGCAGGAAGCACGUUCAGGAUGAAAUAAGAGAACAAGAUGGAAUUCUUCUCUUGUUACAACAGAGCGUCACUGAUGAAGAUAAUCCAUUCUUGAGGGAGUGGGGCAUCUGGUCAAUGAGAAAUGUUUUCGAAGGGAAUGAAGAAAACCAAAAAUUAGUUGCUCAGUUGGAGCUCCAGAGAUCUGUGGAUACUACUGAGAUUGCUGAAUUGGGCCUCCGAGUAGAAGUCGAUUCAAAGACUCAGCGCCCAAAGCUUGUAAAUGCCUAAUGAAGUGUGCUGCAAGAGAGGGCAUGCAGUCGGAGGGCGCCAUGUGUGAUUGUGGAACAAAGAAACUCAUUGAGCCAGGAGCCGAACAGGUGAACUCUCUCAUACCCGAUAAUUUUCAAUCCUUGAUGUGGUUCAUAUCUCGAGACUGCAGGUGGCCGUCUGGUUAUAGAGCGUUCUGCACCACACCCAUAAAAUGCUGAUCUCCUGGUUUACAUGUCCACAUAUCUGAAAACUGCAUGCCUUGAUAUGGUGUGCGACGAGGAAAGUUUGGUUUUGAUCCGUGUUCUCGUAGUAUUGGGGUUAUUAUCCAUGGUCAUGACUCAGGUACGCUACGAGAAGAUAUCUUUCACAUAUGAAUGUGUGUUUAUAAACCAUAGGUUUUUGUAAUAUAGUAGUAUCUCUUUAAGUGGAAAUUUUGUAAUAUGUUAAUACUUGAUAUUUUUCUUUAGGGGGAAUUUUCUGUAACUUGAAAACCUCUGUACAAUGUGAAGCUCCCUCCCAUCACAGGCAAAGCCAGUCUAUAUGGUUAUUUUGUUAAUAUCAGUUUCAAGGGCAUAAAUUUGACCACCUA
Messenger RNA from Salvia miltiorrhiza (redroot sage), 2344 nucleotides. RefSeq lists its product as uncharacterized. The transcript has 4 exons. Lineage: Eukaryota; Viridiplantae; Streptophyta; Magnoliopsida; Lamiales; Lamiaceae. The coding region runs from base 316 to 1773 and encodes 485 amino acids. The record is from RefSeq and is a predicted model, not a curated record. Gene Ontology annotation, cellular component: cytosol.